AUGGGCAACAGCCUGCGGUGCUGCCUGGCCUGCGUGCUCCCCUGCGGCUCCUUCGACGUGAUCCGGAUCGUCCACCUCAGCGGCCACAUCGAGGAGUACACCCGCCCGGUCACCGCCGGCGAGGUCAUCGUGGCGCACCCUAACCACGUCCUCAGCAGGCCGUGCUCCCAGGGCGGCGCGCGGCGGAUCCUGAUCGUUGCCCCGGACUCGGAGCUGAAGCGAGGGUACUUCUACUUCCUGGUGCCGGCCUCGUCGGUGCCCGAGAAGAAGAGGAGGCCGCAGCAGAAAAAGGCGCGGUCGCUGAAGACGACCGCGCCGCCGAGCGCUGCUGUUGCUAAGGAGGCCAAGGACAAUGGUGACAGGUACCUGGCGGAGGUGCUGUCGGAGGGCAAGGCCAGCCUCAAGCGCCGCCGGAGCAGCCGUUCCACGGUGUGGCGGCCACACCUUCACAGCAUCCUGGAAGAGACUGCUAAUGACUCGUGA
Molecule: messenger RNA, 483 nt
Organism: Miscanthus lutarioriparius
Lineage: Eukaryota; Viridiplantae; Streptophyta; Magnoliopsida; Poales; Poaceae
Source: the annotation of a GenBank genome assembly